Molecule: messenger RNA, 1578 nt
Organism: Dichotomopilus funicola
Lineage: Eukaryota; Fungi; Ascomycota; Sordariomycetes; Sordariales; Chaetomiaceae
Exons: 5
Coding region: 1-1578 (525 amino acids)
Biological process (GO): transmembrane transport
Cellular component (GO): membrane
Molecular function (GO): transmembrane transporter activity
Source: RefSeq, a predicted model, not a curated record
AUGGCGGAUAUCGAAAAGGGCAGUAAAACGCCCUCGGAUGUCGAUGGCGCCAAACCCGCUCUGCGCGAGGAUGAGGCGUCGCUUCACCUGGGCGACAACACCGCCAUCCUCCCUGAGGGCCAGGUCGAUCCCGUUUACGAAAAGAAGGCCAAGGUUCUGAAUCGUGCUAUCCAAGAUAUCGGCAUGGGCUGGUACCAGUGGCAGCUCAGCGCGGUCAUCUCAUUCGGCUGGGCGUCCGACAACCUCUGGCCCAUCGUGACCUCUCUCAUCUUCACGCCCGUCAAGAACGAAUUCGGCCCACCACGCCCACCGCUACUAACACUAAGCCAAAACAUCGGCCUGCUCGCGGGCGCGCUCUUCUGGGGGUUCGGAUGCGACGUAUUCGGGCGCAAAUGGGCAUUCAAUCUAACCCUAGGCAUCACGGCCAUCUUCGGCACCGCCGCGGCCGGUUCCCCCACGUUUGCCGCCAUCGGCGUGUUCGCCGCGCUCUGGUCCUUCGGUGUCGGCGGUAAUCUCCCCGUCGACUCGGCCAUCUACCUCGAAUUCCUGCCCGCCUCGCACCAGUACCUCCUGACAGUGCUGUCUGUGGCCUGGGCCAUCGCCCAGGUCAUCGCCACGCUGGUGGCCUGGCCGCUGCUCGGCAACCUCACCUGCCAGGAGACCGACACGACCUGCACGCGCGAGGAGAAUAUGGGGUGGCGGUGGUUUUUGAUCGUCAUGGGCGGGUUGACAGUGAUCAUGUUUAUUGUGCGGUUCGGGCUGUUUACCAUUUACGAGUCGCCUAAGUACCUGAUGGGUAAAGGGCGCGACGAGGACGCUGUGCGCAUUGUGCACGAGGUGGCUAAGCGCAAUGGCAAGGAGACGACCCUGACGCUGGAUGACCUCAAGGCGUGCGAGCCCGCGGGCUAUGUGCACCAGGCCAAGGCCGCGGAUGCUGUCAAGCGUAAGCUGGAGGAUGUUAGCUUUGACCGGGUUAAGGCUCUGUUUGCGACGGGGAAGCUUGCGCUGUCUACGGGGCUGAUCAUGGCUGUCUGGGCGUUUAUCGGUCUUGGAUACCCCCUCUACAACGCCUUCUUGCCUUACAUUCAAGCCACACGCGGCGCCGACUUUGGCGACGGCUCGACCUACCUGACAUAUCGCAACUCGCUUAUCAUCGCCGUGCUCGGCGUGCCCGGCGCCCUGAUCGGUGGUGUUCUCGUCGAACUCCCACGAUUCGGCCGGAAGGGCACGCUGGCCGUAUCGACCAUACUGACGGGCGUGUUCCUGUAUGCCUCGACGACUGCCCUCGAUUCGCAGUCGCUGCUGGGCUGGAACUGCGCGUUCUCUUUUACUAGCAACGUCAUGUACGCCGUCCUGUAUGGUUUCACGCCGGAGCUGUUUCCGACGCCGCAACGAGGUACCGGAAACGCCCUGACGGCGACUUGCAAUCGUGUGUUUGGUAUCAUGGCCCCCAUCGUUGCCAUGUUUGCCGAUCUCAACACGGCCGCGCCAGUAUAUAUCAGCGGCGCCUUGUUUAUUGCUGCUGGGCUUUUGGUUAUUCUGUUGCCCUUUGAGUCGAGAGGCAAGGCCGCGUUGUAA